AUGGAGCGGACGUCGUCGACCCGAACGACGCUGGUCGAAUUCAACGCCAUGACGAGCUUCCUCCAGGUCCCAGACAACUUUGACAUCCUCUCGGGCAAGGGGUCCAAGACCAAGCAACUGCGCAACGGUCAACGCCUCACGGUCCGCUAUGGUUACAAGCUUUUGGCAGAUUAUGUCAACCAGCUCCUCGCCAGCACGGGACGCCAGUGGACGGAAGCCAACGCCAAGA
Messenger RNA from Saprolegnia diclina VS20, 229 nucleotides. RefSeq lists its product as hypothetical. The annotation marks the transcript as partial. The transcript has 2 exons. NCBI's taxonomy places the organism in Eukaryota, Oomycota, Saprolegniomycetes, Saprolegniales, Saprolegniaceae. The record is from RefSeq and is a predicted model, not a curated record.